This is a messenger RNA of Adineta ricciae, 1917 nucleotides long. NCBI's taxonomy places the organism in Eukaryota, Metazoa, Rotifera, Eurotatoria, Adinetida, Adinetidae. The record is from the annotation of a GenBank genome assembly.
AUGAUGAUGCAAGUAGCAGCAAUAUUUGCCUUAUUGUUAAUCAUUCCUUUAACCAUCUACGGCCAAUCUCCGCUCAACGGUGGCCAAAUUAUUGUUAAAAAUCAAGAUCUUUCCAAUGGUUUAUUGAAUCCUAAUGGAGGAGCUGCAGCGAUUCUUAGUUCAGCACCGCAACCCAAAGAUCAAAUUGGAAAGCGGCGACGAAAGAGACAAGCAAUUCUUGUUCACCAACCACAAAUUCAUUCCACUCUUCGAGAACUGUUCGACAGUCCUAAUGAUAAGACUGAUGUUGACGUACAUAUACUUUUUCGUGAACACCAACCGUUCCCUGACCAUUACUCAACAUUCGACAAUUUCUCACAAUACCUUUCAGCAUUGAAUACCCAUCGAGAGCCGACAAAUGCUGAACGGCGUCAGAAACUCAUCAACGACUAUGGAGCUGAAAUAUUAAAUGAGUUCUGGCUUACAAAUUCCAUGUUUGUCAAAAUGCCUCUAGAACACGCCCGACGAUAUGCACAAGAACAAGAACAACAUUAUAUUCUUCUUCAUCCUGGUCAUGAACAAGGUGGUGUUUGGGGUUUACAAGAUUUGGGUGUUGCACGUCAAGCUGUUGGCAGCGAUUGGCUUUACAAUGCUCAAGCUUCACUUAACAAUCUUCAAGGAUGUAUAGCCGUCAUCGAUUCAGGUGUACGAAAAACACAUACAGUAUUCAAUUCGCCAAAUCGAAUCAAUCUAACGCUUGAUUGUAUUUAUGGAGGAUCUUCGUGUGCAGAUGCAAGUAUAAAUCCAACUCAAUACGAUGUUGAUGAUGACUGCCUUUCACAUGGAACUACUGUCGCUAGUAUUAUUUCAGCUAAUUCAAAUGCAGGAGAUUCUUUACAUGGAAUGUCACCAGCUUGCAUCAAUUCUUAUAAGGUAGUUCAAACAUCACAUUCAGCCGGUACAUCAACCUGCACAACUUAUUUGAAUAGCACAUGGAUUGUGACUGCUAUUCAGGCGGCGUUAGCUAAUGGAGAUCGAAUUAUCAAUUUAUCAUUGUAUACGAAUUGUUUGAACCAAUCGUCAUGUGAGGUUACGCAUGCUGUCGAUGCUGCUACUGAUUUAGGAGCUAUUAUCUUUGUUGCAUCAGGUAAUGAUGCAACACAAGGUCAACAAAAAGCACCAGCUCAUUCCAGUAAAGUUCUGACCAUUGGAGCGGUCGAUCUACUUAAUUUAACUCAUACAGCUACAUAUCAAGCGUCAGGACCAACUUCCGAUGGACGAAUCAAGCCUGAUCUUCAAGCUCCAUCUGGCCUUUGUACAGCUUACAAUGGAUGCGGUGGUAUUGGAAAUUGGUGUCCGACUAAUAAUAAUGGCAGUAACAACGGUUUCUGGACAGUCGAUGGAACGUCAGUCUCAACACCGAUCGUCACCGGUGCAGCCUAUCUCCUAAAAAAGCAAUUGAUUAGUUACGGUGCGACUAAUCCCGAACCUGGUCUCAUCUAUUCAUGGAUUUUAUCUCUUACAAAUGGUCCUCAAGUGACGAAUACAACAGGUGCUGGCCUUCUCUCGCUUGGCUGGCGUCAAUGCACAUUCAUGUGGCAAACGUUGUAUGCCAAUCAGUACAUCGUAAACAAUUUCGAUAUUGAUUCGGCAAGCGAUUCAUACGGAUCGAAACGAAUGGAUGUUGCUAUAUGGUGGCCAGAAGACAGUAAACAAACUGUUCGUCAUCAGGUAUCACUCAAAUUAACCAGUCCGCAAGGUAUUCUCCUGGCACAAACCAAUGCACCACAACAAGUCUGGCAAAAAAUUACUUACAUACAACCAGGAAAUACACGAUUACCCAGCGGUACAUAUCAAAUUCGCAUUGACGUUGGCACCCUUCAACCAGCUGCAAAUUACAUUCGUGUUUUUCUCACUGCUUGUACUCGACCAGAAUAA